Molecule: messenger RNA, 388 nt
Organism: Bemisia tabaci
Lineage: Eukaryota; Metazoa; Arthropoda; Insecta; Hemiptera; Aleyrodidae
Source: RefSeq, a predicted model, not a curated record
GACUUUUGGAACACCCUGUAUAUUAGUCCAUAUUGUAUGAUGUAAGAGGAUUUUUUUAUAUUUUGUAAUCACUUCUAUAGUUUGUAAUUUUACUCUCUUAUUUUGCAGACUGAAUCUUUUGACAAAUUUGGAUUCUAUGCAAGGCUGUGUGAGUUCUUGCGAGGAGAAUGCAUCAAAAUGCUCGAAGUCGUUCGCUAAAAUUGUUCAGCUUCAAAAGACACUAAAAAUGGCCACAUCGGAAUACAAGACUCAGUUUAAAAGCUUAAAAGAUAGUUUGCAGUGUUACAAGGUGCAAAGUCAAAAAGUUUCAUCUUGUUUGGGUGAAUACGCUCAAACGCAGAAGGACUGUGCUAAAGCGGGCAAGCAGAUUUUAGGACCCAAUUACAAG